AUGAGCCCAGUGCGAGCUCCUUCUUCCACACCAGUGCCUGAUUUCAUUUCUGCCCACAGGUGGGGCAAUUGGGAGGAUGGCUUUAUCCUGAAUAUGUUGGCCCCCAGUUUAUCUGACCUCUCUGUAGAUGACCGCUAUGGAGAGGACCAAGAAUUUCAAUUUAACUCUUCGGUUGCUAUGGGGGUUGCAGACUUUGCUAUAAACUUCCCUCUAAAUGCUGUGACUACGUGGAAUGAUCUGGAUGACUUCAAUUGUGUUUUCAAGAGUGACCACAGCAAGCUGGCUGAAAGGGUUCGUGACUCCUGGAAGGAGGAUGCCUUUUUCAGAUACCAGUUUUUCAAUGGUGCCAACCCCAUGCUCGUGAGGCGCUCCAAUUGCCUUCCUGACCGCCUAGUGUUUCCCCCAGGCAUGGAGGAGCUGCAGGCCCAGUUGUUGAAGGAGCUCCAGGCAGGCACUCUGUUUGAAGCUGAUUACUCCAUUCUGGAUGGGAUCAAAGCCAAUGUCAUCCUGUGUAGGCAGCAGUACCUCGCUGCCCCUCUGGUCAUGCUGAAGCUACAGCCUGAUGGGCAACUCUUACCCUUGGCCAUCCAGCUUGAGCUGCCAAAAGUCGGAUCCACUCCACCACUUAUUUUCUUGCCCACGGAUCCCCCAAUGGUCUGGCUCCUCGCCAAGUGCUGCGUCCGCAGCUCUGACUUCCAGCUUCAUGUGUUGCAGUUUCAUCUGCUGAGGGCACACUUGAUGGCUGAAGUGUUUGUUGUGGCCACCAUGAGGUGCCUUCCAUCCCUACACCCUGUCUUCAAGCUUGUGGCUCCUCACCUGCAAUACACAUUGGAUAUUAAUGUCAGAGCCAGGAAUGGACUGAUCUCAGAAAAUGGCCUUUUUGAUAUGGUGGUGAGCACAGGUGGGGGAGGCCACCUGCAGCUGAUGAAGAAGGCCGGAGCCCUGCUGACCUACAGCUCUUUCUGCCCUCCUGACGACUUGGCUGAGCGGGGGCUUCUGGACGUUAAGUCCUCCUUCUAUGCCCAAGAUGCACUGAAGCUGUGGGAAAUCACGUACCGGUAUGUGGAGGGAACCCUCAGUCUCUACUAUAAGACAGACGCCGACGUGAGAGAUGACUACGAAUUGCAGAACUGGUGUCGGGAGAUCACGGAAAUUGGGUUGCGAGGGGCCCAGGACCGAGGAUUCCCCACCUCUCUGCAGUCCCGGGCCCAGGCUUGCCACUUUGUCACCAUGUGUAUCUUCACCUGCACUGGCCAGCAUGCCUCUGUCCACCUGGGUCAGCUUGACUGGUUCCUUUGGAUCCCUAACACACCGUGCACCAUGCGACUGCCCCCACCCACCACCAAGGAUGCAACAUUGGAGACCCUGAUGGCUACAUUGCCCAACGCUAAUCAGGCGAAUCUCCAGGUGAACGUUGCCUGGCUCCUGGGCAGACGCCAGGCCAAUAAGGUGCCUUUGGGCCAGCAUCGAGAGGAGUACUUUUCAACACCUGAGGCCAAGGCUGUGCUGAAGAAAUUCAGAGAGGAGCUGGCUGUCCUGGAUAAAGAAAUUGAGAUGCGAAACAAAAGCCUAGACAUACCCUAUGAGUACCUGCGGCCCAGCCUGGUGGAGAACAGUGUGGCCAUAUGA
This is a messenger RNA of Jaculus jaculus (lesser Egyptian jerboa), 1629 nucleotides long. RefSeq names its product polyunsaturated fatty acid lipoxygenase ALOX15-like. Bases 1 to 1629 code for a protein of 542 amino acids. Gene Ontology annotation, biological process: linoleic acid metabolic process; lipid oxidation. NCBI's taxonomy places the organism in Eukaryota, Metazoa, Chordata, Mammalia, Rodentia, Dipodidae. The transcript is spliced from 11 exons. Gene Ontology annotation, cellular component: plasma membrane; cytosol. Gene Ontology annotation, molecular function: arachidonate 12(S)-lipoxygenase activity; arachidonate 15-lipoxygenase activity; iron ion binding. The record is from RefSeq and is a predicted model, not a curated record.